Molecule: messenger RNA, 769 nt
Organism: Tachysurus fulvidraco (yellow catfish)
Lineage: Eukaryota; Metazoa; Chordata; Actinopteri; Siluriformes; Bagridae
Product: cilium assembly protein DZIP1L-like
Exons: 4
Coding region: 41-769 (242 amino acids)
Biological process (GO): cilium assembly
Cellular component (GO): ciliary basal body; cytoplasm
Source: RefSeq, a predicted model, not a curated record
AUCGCCAUCAUCCCUUCCUGCUAUCCUUAAACCUGAUAUCAUGCCAGGACAGACUUCCCCAACCUCUCCAUCAUGGAGUGCCUCAAUCCCCACUCAGCCAUUCCACUUUCGUCUCCGUACUGAGCCGAUUGACUGGCGGCGCAUGGCAGCAAUGGAUGUGGACCGUGUGGAGAGAGAAACAGACAUAAAUGUGUUGCAGGAGUUUAUCAGUGCCGUGACUUUCUGCACCGUGGAGAGUGAACGGUGUCCUCAGUGCCGAUGUCCAAUUGACAUUACACUGCUAAACGUUCUGCGUAUGUCCCAGUUCAGUACAGAGUAUCUGCUGCACUGCCAGGAAUAUCUGAGCUCACAGGUGGCAGCGCUGGAGGAACGGCUGCAGAGAACUCUGUCCCAGACACUGCGCGAGGAAGAGGAGCGAGCACGACUCGAAAAAGAGCUACAGGAAGUCAAACUGGAGAGCAGGCGUAGGAAGAAACUUAUCUCUACUCAACAGCUCCUUCUGCAGUCCAGUGCCAAUAAUUACCACAAGUGCCAGUUCUGUGAGAAGUCUUUCGUCAAUUACUCUUACUUACAGUCUCAUGUUCAGCGCCGGCACCCUGAGAUCACCGAUGCAGAGAGACAUAAGAAGAUGCAAGUGGAGCAGAUGAAGAACGAACUGGAGGAACUAAAGGAGAAACUAAGACUGACUCAGAGUCGCCUCGAAGCAGAGAGAGAGUCAGAUGUGUAUCGGAGACAGCAGGAGAUGGAGGAGGGGGACACGGUGGCUUAG